ACGUCACUUCCGGCGCGAGGGGCCGGGCCGGCCGGGCAGGGAGUGCGGGUCGGUUCUGUGCGCGCUGCCGGACGAGGCUCCCGCUGCCGAUUGACCCGCGCUCCGCCCCGUAGCCGGGCCGGGAUCUUGACUGCUAAUGUCAGAAGAAAGUGACUCUCUGAGAACCAGCCCUUCUGCGGCCUCACUUUCUGAAAAUGAGCUGCCGCCACCACAUGAGCCUCCUGGCUAUGUGUGCUCGCUGACAGAAGAACUGGUCACCAAAGCUAAGGAAGAGCUGCAGGAGAAGCCGGAGUGGAGGCUCCGUGAUGUCCAGGCCCUCCGUGACAUGGUGCAUAAGGAGUACCCGAACCUGAGCACCUCUCUGGACGACGCCUUCCUGCUGCGCUUUCUCCGAGCCCGCAAGUUUGAUUAUGACCGGGCCCUGCAGCUUCUGAUCAACUACCACAGCUGCAGGAGAAGCUGGCCUGAAGUCUUCAAUAACCUGAAGCCAUCAGCCUUAAAAGAUGUCCUCGCUUCUGGAUUCCUCACUGUGCUGCCCCACACCGACCCCCGGGGCUGCCAUAUCCUCUGCAUCCGCCCAGACAGAUGGAUACCAAGCAACUACCCAAUUACUGAAAACAUCCGAGCUGUAUAUUUGACAUUAGAAAAACUCAUUCAAUCUGAAGAAACCCAGGUGAAUGGAAUUGUAAUUCUUGCAGACUACAAAGGAGUGAGCUUAUCAAAAGCAUCUCACUUUGGUCCUUUUAUAGCCAAAAAGGUGAUUGGCAUCCUUCAGGAUGGUUUCCCCAUUCGGAUAAAAGCAGUUCAUGUGGUGAAUGAACCUCGAAUAUUUAAAGGCAUUUUUGCCAUCAUUAAACCAUUUCUGAAGGAGAAAAUAGCAAACAGAUUUUUCCUCCAUGGGUCUGACCUGAACUCUCUCCACACAAACCUUCCAAGAAGCAUUCUCCCCAAGGAAUAUGGGGGCACGGCUGGAGAGCUGGACAUCUCUGCCUGGAACGCGGUGCUGCUGGCCUCGGAGGAGGACUUUGUGAGAGAGUUCUGCCAACCUGUCCCUGCCUUUGACAGCAUCCUGGGCGAGGCCCCGCUGCCCGAAGGGCUGACCUCAGAUGCGCAGUGUGAUGACUCCAUGAGGGCUGUGAAAUCACAGCUGUACUCCUGCUAUUAGCCAGUCCCCUGUGAGUGCCACCUUCUUUAAAUCCUUUCCUUUUUUCUUUGGAGAGGCACAAGCAGAACUUGAGGUUUUGCUCCUUGUAUUAAAUUGCAGCAGGGAAGAAAAGCGUGCCCAGCUCUGAGGGUGAGCCAUGGGGUGAACCCUGGGUUACUUGUAUUAGUACAUGAAGAUGUGGAAGACAUCCCAGGGAUUUCCAAACAUUUGGAAUCCAGUUUGCAAACAUUAAUCUGGAAGCUCUAUCUGGCUCCUAUACAUCUCAAAGCAAGGGAAGUCAGGACCAAAGUCACUUGGAUCCCAUGUUCCAGGAGAAAAUGACCCAAUUGGCCAGUCAGCACAAUUUGUGCUUGUUAUGAAAUAAUUCGGCCAAGCCUGCAGCGUGGCCACACGAGACUAUGGGAGUUUGUGUCUUUGACAUGAAUCCUGACUAUAUAGACCUCUGUUGCUCAUCAGAAACUUCAAGUUUGAGGUCCAGGCCCGCUGCCAUCCCUGGGUUUUGAAAGUACCUUAAUUCAGUCACCCCAGGCAUCAGGAUUCAAGCAGCACUUCCUGAUCCAAAUCCAAUUCGAGUGCCAGACUUCCAAGCACCACUGGGAUUCAUCGGGUGACUCUUGCAAUAGACACAAGCUUUCCUGGACACACAAGGCCUUAGCCCUGGUUCUCAGCAGAAUCAUAUGGGAUCCCGGAGGUGUGUGAUCUUUCUCAACCAAAAAUACAGGCCUGUGUAGCUCAAAGAAUUCUGGCUUAAGUAUUAAGAGACCUGGGCUCCACCCCCAGAGGUAUGACUGUGGACAAGACCUGGGCCUCUGUGGGCCUCAGCUUUCUCAUCUGUAAAAUGGGACAGGAUGAAAUGAUGCUUAGGACCCUUUUGGCUGGUGAAGUUCUGGGAUUUCGUUUAGCUAUUGAAUGUUAGACUUUGGAUUUCUGCCUAGAAAGAUGACUGUCUAGAUGCAGUGUUGAAUCCUGUUUUUUGUGGUAUGUCUGGGUCUUUCUAAGAGGGCUAUCAACAUUUGGCCCUGCUUUUAAAGAAACCAGUAUGAACAUUUACCUGGGACUCAACAAUACCAACUUCCUUUUCUGUAGUGAGGAUUAAACUUGCAAAGGAUGGCUUUUGUGAGGGCAGGUGAGAGAUGAUCAGGUUCUUGUAUGCAUUCCUUCCAUCCCUGAAGCUCUGGUGAUAUAUUAUAAACCUGGCAAACAGGGGAAAGGUCAAAUUACUUGGGAUUCUUAAAUUUUGGUGUCUGGAAAUGAAUGCAAGAGUUGGUUACUGCUGGGACCCCCACUCUCCCAAGCACACUUGAGUUUCUCUCUCUGGUGUGGGUAGACAGACUUUAGUUCAUCCAGCCAGACUGAAUGUUAGUUCUGCAUUUCAGCACUUUAGACUCUUCUUGUCAAGAAUUUAGCCUUAGCCCAAACAUCUUAUUAAGGUGGUUUAUCUCGUGGCUUUUGACCUGUUUCCUUUCAUAUUCAUUCCAUGCAGAUUAUGGUGUUAAACAGUAACAAGUACAAUGUGUUGUGUGUGUCCCUUCUCUGUGCAUUACUAGGCCACCUGGCAAGGUGGACAGCUCCAUUAGGAAGAGGACAGUACCCUGAAAUUCAAAGGGCAGUCUGUUGUUCACAAGCUGUUCAUCUUUAUAGCACUUUUAAAAAUGUCUGGAAAAGUUGAUGAAAUUCCUCACCUCGUUAGUGCCAAUUCUAGGGAAGGCUCUCUUCACCAUGCACACUAACCCUGGAUCCUAUAGGGACAUGGUGGAGCUGGAAGUGCCAAAAUGCACAUCCCUGGCUGCCUGUGCUUCCAUCUGACAAUGUUGGCAUGACCAGCAUUGCUGAAAAGUUCUUAAUGGGACAAUUGGGAUGGCUAAAGUAAGAGUUCAGAAUCUAAUUGCCUGGAUGGGAGAACUAAUUAGAGGGUUUCACUCUAAAGAGGAAAGAGAGAUUAAAAAACUAAGCAAAAUAAAGUGAGGCAGAGAAAUGAAUCUCUCAACCACACCAGGAUUCCAAGGUUUAGACUCUGCACUGCAUUCCUGGCCAAUUGCCUCUGUCUAGGUGACUUAACAGAGGGACGGUCAAGCACACAGAAGAGGAGUAUCUCUAAAACCAGGAUGUUGCCCAUUUCCCAGCCUCUCCAGCCGGACCAAGGAGCCACAUUGUUCAGCUUCUAAAAGGAGUCAGAGCCAAGGUUUGUCUGUCUUCUGGAGCUCCUGCACUUUAUUUUGGCUCCAAAGAGAGAUCAUUUUGGCACCUCAGGAGGUUUGGAUCAGGCUGCAAAAACCAGGACCUCCCUGGGUGAAAAUGAAGACAGCCUUCAUGUGGCUCCACCAGGUGUUUGUAAAGUCACCCCAGCAGGGCAGGGGGAUGGCUAGGAAGCAGGCAGCGCACCUUAAUGCAGCAGUGGGAGCACACUGACACCCCUAACUGAACAUCAGAAACUGCGAGUGUUUCUUUCAGGGAAAAGCUCUAGCCUGUGUCACAAACACCUGAAAACUAACUUUUCUCUAAAUUCACGUUAGUGUGUAGGGAAAGGAAAGGAAUAGUGUAUCAUACCUGAGUUCCAGCUUUACAUGACUAUGUGGUCUUGGAUGAGCCACUCAAUUCACACUCCUGAAAUUACAUGGUAAAGGUGAUUCUACUCUACUCUGAACUCUCAACCCUUUGUUCCUGGCAACAGUUGGCUUUACCGCCAGGUACACUGUACUUUAUCUCUUGAGAGGCUCCCUCCCUUCUCCCGACAAUCUGGGUUAUUUAGGAAAUGCAGGUCUGAAUUAAUCUGUAAUCUUAGGUAAUAUGGGGGUUUUCUCCCUCCUCUUCUACACAGAAUUCUGUAAUUGUGCCUUUUUGUGGAUCCUAUUUUUGCUUUCACAGGGACAGGCUGGAAGAAAUGUACAGAAACAGCUGAAAGUGCAACCCUAGCUUUCCCUCUUUGGGUUUAUUUGCUCUUGGCAAAAGUGGUAGCUUCCUCCGUACUUCAUCCUGCUUUCACAAGGACCACCUGUCCUUAAGAGGCUUACAAACUCUUCAGGCACAAGAUAGUACAUUCUUACCACAGAAAGUCAGGGCAGUAAGAGGUAUUUUUCCUCAAUUCCUGUGAGAUCCAGCUUUUCAGAGUUCUCCCUAGGCGGGAAGUUCCCUUAAAUGCCACCUGAGUCUCGGAUCAGUCAUGGGUAACUUUUUCAUGUGGGUAGGCAGAGCGAUAGUCCCAUUGUCAUUCCUCAUUUUAAAGUUUUCAAGCUUUUAAGGUUUCCUUUGAAACUUUUUUUCACUGAGGAAAUAAAAUGUUACCUAAGCUAAUGAUGUAAGUGUGGCUUUCCAGUGGCAUGAGAGGUGUGGAUAUACGAAACAGAAAACAUCAACUUCAAGAAAGGUGCCCAUCCUGGUAAGGCCUCAGCAUUGGGAUGAAAAUUUUGUAAAUCCAAAAGUAAAUUCCUUUCUGCUCACUUGACUAGAAAUCGUUUGCCUUAAGGAACAGAUGUCCUCAGUCAUAUACUCAACAGCACUUGCUCCAUGGGAAAAGCUCAGUGUGACCUGUGGAUGGAGAUACUAGUGAUGAAUUUACUUUUGCCAGUUAGCUGCUUUUCCUUUCUUCUCACUGGGCGGCACGGGUAGUCCGGCAGUAAGUCAGCUGCCACUGGUGAUUCCUGUGGAUAUGCCGCAGCCUCUUGACCUAGCAGCUGGUAACCUGCUCCAAGUGAAAUACCUGCCUCUGGGGCCAAGAUCCCCUGACAGCAUCCUGACAGGGUGGGAGGUGGGCUAAUUUUCUGAGGAGUUUGUCAGCCACUGGUUCAUUCCUCACUUCACACUGAAAUUCCGUUUGGCUUUGAGUUUAGGGACACAUAGUAGUGGAUUCAUCUACUUCAUGUUUGUUUUGACCAAAAGUUUAUUUUUCUAGUGCAUUUUCUAAGUCCAAGUGGUGAAAACAUGUAAUUUUAGUAUGCAUGACUGGGUCUUAAAACAAUAAAAAUCCCUGUAACAGUAA
Messenger RNA from Manis pentadactyla (Chinese pangolin), 5141 nucleotides. RefSeq names its product alpha tocopherol transfer protein like (gene TTPAL). Gene Ontology annotation, cellular component: membrane. The transcript is spliced from 6 exons. Lineage: Eukaryota; Metazoa; Chordata; Mammalia; Pholidota; Manidae. The record is from RefSeq and is a predicted model, not a curated record. Bases 137 to 1165 code for a protein of 342 amino acids. Gene Ontology annotation, molecular function: phosphatidylinositol bisphosphate binding.